This is a messenger RNA of Sesamum indicum (sesame), 2300 nucleotides long. RefSeq names its product protein NRT1/ PTR FAMILY 4.6. Gene Ontology annotation, cellular component: membrane. The record is from RefSeq and is a predicted model, not a curated record. NCBI's taxonomy places the organism in Eukaryota, Viridiplantae, Streptophyta, Magnoliopsida, Lamiales, Pedaliaceae. Gene Ontology annotation, molecular function: transmembrane transporter activity. Gene Ontology annotation, biological process: transmembrane transport.
GCAAUCUAUCGUCAAAAGGGACUCACACCCUCCUCUUAAAUUUUGGCCCUUUCUCCUACGGCUCUUCAUUAAUUCAUCAUAUAUAUUCACACACAAACACAAAGACACAGAGAGAGAGAGAGAGACAUAUAUAUAUAUAUAUAUAUGUGUGUGUGUGUGUGUGUGUAUAGAGUGCCUGUGAUGAGUGUGCGUGCCUGAUCUGAGCCCUCUUGUUUGUAUAGCCUGCGGAAGGGAUUCUGUGUGAAGUCAUCGGCGCGAGUUGAUUGUAGAAGACGGAGAAAAAUAAUGGAAGUGGAGAAUCCAUUAAGCAACACAUGGGAUGGGUAUGUGGAUUGGAGGGGAAGACCUGCUCUUAGAGGCAGACAUGGCGGCAUGCUCGCUGCUUCCUUUGUUUUGGUUGUGGAGGUGAUGGAGAAUUUGGCAUAUCUGGCAAAUGCAAGCAACCUGGUGUUGUACCUUUCGGAGUACAUGCAUUUUUCGCCGUCGGAAUCGGCUAACUCCGUCACCAAUUUUAUGGGGACGGCGUUUCUUCUGGCGCUUCUUGGUGGCUUCUUGUCCGAUGCUUUCUUCACCUCGUAUCAAAUCUACCUCAUCAGUGCACUCAUUGAGUUCCUGGGCCUGGUAAUACUCACAAUACAAGCACGCUCAGGUUCCCUAAAACCACCAAAAUGUGAGCUUGGCAACCCGGACAUUCCAUGCCAGCAAGUUCAUGGUGGAAAAGCAGCAAUGCUGUUCUCAGGCCUCUAUCUUGUGGCGCUCGGUGUUGGAGGUAUUAAGGGGUCGUUGCCGGCACAUGGAGCUGAACAGUUUGAUGAGAGCACUCCACGGGGGAGGAAGCAACGCUCAACGUUCUUCAAUUACUUUGUGUUUUCCCUCUCGGCUGGUGCCUUGAUUGCUGUGACCCUCGUUGUGUGGAUUGAAGACAACAAGGGGUGGGAGUGGGGGUUCGGUGUUUCAACAUUGACGAUAUUCUUGUCGAUACCCAUCUUUCUAGCUGGUUCAGUGUUUUACAGGAACAAGAUUCCUCUUGGAAGUCCACUUACAACGAUAUGUAAGGUUCUCAUAGCUUCCUUGCUAAACACUUGCAUGCCAAGAAGUUCCAGUAACGCCAUUGCAAGUAUGUCUACGAGCCCAUCUCCAACUCCAUUCCCUGAGGAAGAAAUUGCAACUGGAAACGGCAAAGACACAAAGUCAUCUCAUGAAUCUCCAUCAGAGAGCCUCAAAUUUCUCAACAGAGCAGUGGUAAACAAACCAGCAUGCGACAUGCUAAAAUGCUCGGUACAACAAUUGGAAGAAGUCAAGAUUGUCAUAAAGAUCCUCCCAGUCUUUGGUUGCACCAUAAUGCUCAACUGUUGUCUCGCUCAGCUCUCCACCUUUUCCGUCCAACAAGCAGCCACUAUGAACACAAAGCUCGGAUCCUUAAAAGUCCCACCGGCCUCUCUGCCCAUUUUUCCUGUUGUCUUCAUCAUGAUCCUUGCACCGCUAUACGACCAUGUGAUCAUCCCAUUUGCACGAAGAGUAACAAAAUCCGAGACGGGGAUUACUCACCUCCAGCGCAUUGGAGUCGGCCUAGUCCUCUCCAUAGUAGCCAUGGCUGUGGCGGCACUGGUUGAGAUCAAGCGCAAGAGAGUAGCAACUGAAUCUGGAUUGCUCGACUCCACCAAGCCAUUGCCCAUUACGUUCUUCUGGAUUGCGUUGCAGUACUUGUUUCUGGGAUCAGCCGAUCUUUUCACCUUAGCCGGGCUGCUGGAGUUCUUCUUCACAGAAGCACCAUUUAGCAUGAGAUCAUUGGCCACUGCACUAUCUUGGGCAUCAUUAGCAAUGGGAUAUUACUUGAGCACUGUCAUUGUAUCAAUAGUUAACAGCAUCACCGGUGACUCCAAGCACAAGCCAUGGCUCUCGGGCAGCAACUUGAAUCAGUACCAUCUGGAGAGAUUUUACUGGCUAAUGUGUGUCUUGAGUGGAUUGAACUUCCUGCAUUAUCUUUUUUGGGCAACAAAGUACAAGUACAGAUCAAGGAGGCCUGACAAAUAGUAUUAGGCUGUGGAAAUGUGUUGUUCAAGUUGGCAAUUUUCAUGUCUAUUGACCGACGGGGGAAUCGUGCAACCGGAGAAAUCUUUUUGGCUGUAAAUAUUCCGAUGAUUUGCUGAUCAUGGAGGCACAGCAAGAGGUACUAGAUCUGGCUACAGCAUAAAUUGGAUCAUAUCAAAAGUCCAAUGUUAGUUCUUGUUUUGUAACAUCAUGUUCAAUACUGAUAUCAGAAUGAUCUGGUCACCCUUGAAAUGGAAAGAACUUGAUCU